This is a messenger RNA of Racocetra persica, 516 nucleotides long. NCBI's taxonomy places the organism in Eukaryota, Fungi, Glomeromycota, Glomeromycetes, Diversisporales, Gigasporaceae. The record is from the annotation of a GenBank genome assembly.
GGAAGUGAAUUUGAAAAACUUCAUUUACAAGGGUACAUUCAAUUUAACACUAGAGUUACCAGAAAAUAUGUAAAGCAACAUUUUGGAAACAAUUUACAUAUCGUCGUGCCAACUUUUAACACGCGGAGAAAGCAGAAUUCAGAUAGACCAUAUAAAACUGAUCCUGAAGAUAUAUGUGAUGAGUGUCUUUCAACAAAAGAAACCUGUAUACAAAGUAGAAGAUCACUUGAAAUAAAGAAUAGGAAUGGAAUCAUUAUUGAAAAAUCUGAAGAAGAAAUAGCUGAUAAUGUAUCAGUCAUCUCUAACAAUGAUAACUAUUUAGACCAAGAUAUGACAUCACGCAAUCCUGGUUUAUGGAAAAAGAAACCCCAUAAAAAUGUUAGUAAAAAUGAUAAUCAGAAUGAAACAUCACAAUUAAAAGCAUUGGAACCAGGUGCACAACAAGAGAAUUUAAAGACAAAGAUUUUAGUUACCAGAUCAAAGUGGAAACCUGAAGAUUUUUUAAUUCCAAAAAUA